GGGUGGCAUGCCACGAACGAGUGGACCCAGUCUGGAUUGAGCUGGGAAUGUCGCAAGGAGGCGGGCUUCCGCAAGGCGUGCGCACGGCCAACGUGUGCGUUGUCGACUACGCCACUUUGGCUGAAGGCGCAGACUGUGGCGCGGUCAUUGAAGCCGCCUUUGGACCUGACGGCCUCGGUAUUCUCGCGGUGUCCAACGUCCCUGACGUCGAGAACCGGCGGUCUCGAUGUUUGCCGUUGGCGUACAAGGUAGCCAACCUUCCGAACGACGUCAAGCAAAAGUACGAGCUCCCCGAUGCGUACUAUAGCUUUGGAUGGAGCCACGGCAAGGAGAGUUUGCAAGGUAAACCCGACUUUUCCAAAGGGUCGUUCUACAACAACCCUCGCACGAACCGGCCCACAGAUGACGAGAACUUGAUGGCAACGUUCCCCACCAUGUACCACCUCAACAUUUGGCCCUCUGAUGAAAUCCCGGACCUCGAACCUUCGUUCAUGUCGCUCGGUCAAUUGAUAAUCGAUACCGGUCUCUUGGUUGCCAAGCAAUGCGACGUUUACGUUCAAUCCAAGUGCCCCACGUAUGAAGUGGGCAAACUCCACCGUCGCAUGGCUUCCAGCCGAGUUCCAUGCGGUCGGCUCCUGCACUACUUUGCGUUAGACGAAAAGGUCACCGCUCCGUUGACUUCAGGCGAGAUCACGGAGGGCGACUUCUCCAACUGGUGUGGAUGGCACAACGACCACAGCGCUCUGACAGGGCUCGUGCAGGCCCUCUACACAGACGUGAAUGGCAACGCCAUCGACAACCCUGAUCCUGCCGCUGGAUUGUACAUCAAGACUCGCCGUGGAGAUAUCGUCAAAGCUGUCAUUCCCGCCGGUCAUUUGGUGUUUCAGAUCGGGGAAUCGUCGCAAAUUUUGACGGGUGGCAUCUUGAAAGCGACGCCACAUGCUGUCCGGGGACCUCAAGUCCCCGGCGUGAAUCGGGAGACUCUCGCCGUGUUUAUGAGCGUCGAGCACGACGAACCCAUGUGUGUGCCGGCCACAAUGAACCCGCAAGAAGCUGGCCAAACAACGCACUUGCCAGAGGGCGUGCCGUCAUUGCAUUCUCGAUGGAACAAUUCGAUGCUGUUUCACGAGUUUACUGCCCACACGCACAAAGCGUACUACGACAUGCAGCACACUCGGAAACCUUAGCGGGUCACAAAUUUGCGCAGCUUAAGAUGUUUAGAGAAGCUCAUACCUCGUACACCUCCACAAUGCAUUUGACAGCACUUUGCCACGUGGGGGAGUUGCUCCAAUUGAACUGGAACCAACCUCAUUUCCGCAACGCUCAUGUAGGUGUAACUAGCGCAAUUUUCAUAGUGCAUCGUCA
This is a messenger RNA of Aphanomyces invadans, 1365 nucleotides long. RefSeq lists its product as hypothetical. The coding region runs from base 48 to 1187 and encodes 379 amino acids. The transcript has 5 exons. The record is from RefSeq and is a predicted model, not a curated record. NCBI's taxonomy places the organism in Eukaryota, Oomycota, Saprolegniomycetes, Saprolegniales, Verrucalvaceae.